AUGGCCGAGCCGGCGCUCCUUGCGCCCGAGGACCUCUCGACGCAGCUCGACGUGCUGCAGGUCGUGCUGAGCCUGUACGGCGACGACGGCCUGGAGCUGCCGCGGGAGUCGGCGCAGGCAAUCGAGGACCUCGCCCGCUUCCUUGCCCUUCCGCUGGCCUCGCUCGGCGAUGCCGGCAGCGUGGCCCUGCGCGACAAGCUGCCCGUGGCCGUCGCCUUUGGCCUCGUGCUCGACCCCCUGCGCGGCUCCGUCGAUGCCUCCGACGGGCGCACCGUGCGGCUCGACGUCGAGGUGCCGCUGCGGCGGCGGCAGGAGAGUGCGUCUCUUCCAACACGGCCAUCGGCGUCGGUGUCGCAGGCCGGCUGGAUGGCCCGGCAGGACCACGCGGACCUCGUCGACUUUGUGCGCACCUUUCCCUACCCAGGCGAUGGCGAUGGCGAAGCGGAAGAGGAGGGCGCCGGGUCGUCGUACAUCCUCUCGCUCGCCGAGGAUCUCUGCGAGCGCGCCGUGCCCCUCCUGCUCCAGGCACAGUCCACAGAGAAGGAAGAGAAAGAAGAGAAAGGCGCCACAGAGGACGAAAGCAACAAGUCCACACGCUCCUGGCACCUCCUCGUCAGCCUGUCGGUGCCGUCGAAGCGCGCCGAUCUCGUGUCGUACGCCGUCGACGCGGGCCUCACCGGCUUUGUCCUCGCCGGCAAGCCAGGGCUCGUCGUCGUCGAGUCGCCCACGGGUACCGCAGCCAUCGACGCCUACUGGCGCGACAUCCGCUCCCGCUCCUGGUCUGACCUGCCGCCGGCGUCUAAAAAAGUGACGCAGCGCCUCGUCGAGGACGGCGCGCCCGCCUGCUUUGCCGGCUUCCGCGACAUCAGCGAGCAGCUCCAGCCCGACGCGCCCGUCCUGGGCCCUGGCGGCCACGUGCGGCGCACGGACCUGGGCGCGCUCCGUCGCUGGCUCGACGCCGCGGGCGGGCUCGCUGACCGCCUCGACGCUGUGCUCUAG
This is a messenger RNA of Acaromyces ingoldii, 999 nucleotides long. RefSeq lists its product as hypothetical. The record is from RefSeq and is a predicted model, not a curated record. The transcript has a single exon. The coding region runs from base 1 to 999 and encodes 332 amino acids. Lineage: Eukaryota; Fungi; Basidiomycota; Exobasidiomycetes; Exobasidiales; Cryptobasidiaceae.